CGCGUUAGGGUUUUAACUACGAAACCGCUUCCAAGGAGGCCACUUCUCUUCUCGUCACCGAACCUUGAUUCUUGUGUAAGCGUCCCGCUGAUCUUUCAUGGAGGUCUGAUUUCAGAAGCACUGAAAGAGGAGAGAGAAGUGGAAGGAGAGGUCCGCCGUUGCAAUUAGAGAAAUCACCUGUGAAUCUGAAGACAUGCCCUCACCACGCGCGCUCUUCUCCACCAUUGAUUCGGUCCUUUCCGGUCCCUAUUCCCAGUCACCCUAUCAACGGAUACAGCUAGUGCAUUCUAUUCGAUCUUCACUCCCUCUUUUCCAGUCACUUCUAUGCUAUCCGGGUCCAAAGGCAUCUGAUAGAUUUCAGCUGCAGUCCAAGGAAGUUAGACUGCCUGACUCUCCGAUUAUACCUCUCGAUGACACGGAUGUUGAUAUUGCUUUGAAAUUAAGUGACGAUUUGAAUCUUAAUGAAAUUGAGUGCGUCCAGCUACUUGUUACGACCAAUAAGGAGUGGAUUCUUUUUGGGCGAGAGCCAUUGGAGAUAUACCGACUUGCAGCAGGCCUAUGGUACAUGGAAAGAAGGAGUGUUAUAACCUCCUUACACGCCCUUUUACGGGCUGUUGUACUUGAUAAUGGACUGGAAGCUGAUACCUUGGCCGAUAUUCAGAAAUAUCUGGAAGAACUUUUUGACUCUGGGCUUAGGCAGAGGCUUAUUGCACUCAUAAAGGAAUUAAAUCGGGAAGAACCAGCUGGUUUUGGUGGACCUAAUUCUGAACGCUAUAUCAUUGACUUCAAAGGUGCAGUUGUUGAGCGGAAAGCAGUUGUUGCUCAAGAAAGAGUUCUUCUUAGUCACUGCCUCGUCCUAUCUGUACUUGUCUGGAGAAUGAGUCCGAAGGAGGUAAGCAACGUAUUUUCUAUGCUAAGAGAUUGUGCGGCCGAAGUUGAUGAUAGUGAUAACACUAUAAAACUUCAGAUCACAAUCAGUUUAAUGUUCUCUCUUGUGAUUUCUUUUGUAUCUGAUGCUUUGAGUACGAGUUCUGUGAAAACGUCUCUGCUGUCCCAUGAUGCCACUUUCAGGCAGGAGUUCCAUAAAUUAGUAAUGACAUCGGGCAACAAUCCAAAUGUUGAAGGAUUUGUAGAUGUCGUUAGACUUGCAUGGAUAGUGCUUCUUAUAUAUACCCAGGAUCAGGGUGGUGCUAGGGAGACCCCUGUAGGUUUGGAUUCAAGAGAUUUGGCUCCCAUCUAUGAGUCCCUAGAAACUGUCUGUUCAAGAAACGUUUUCCAGUUUCUACUUGCCAAAGUUCUCCAAAUGCCAUCCUACCAGAAUGAAGAUGAGGAUAUCGUGUAUGUGUAUGAUGGAUACAUGCACAAACUGAUGAUGUGCUUUCUUUCCCACCCUUUUACCAGAGCGAAGAUAGAAAAAUAUUCUAGUUUCGACAAGGAAGUUUCUAAUUCUCGUAAUUAUGCUAAAACAAAUAUAUACUCAGAUAUACUUAUUUGA
Molecule: messenger RNA, 1495 nt
Organism: Phalaenopsis equestris
Lineage: Eukaryota; Viridiplantae; Streptophyta; Magnoliopsida; Asparagales; Orchidaceae
Product: nuclear pore complex protein NUP205-like
Exons: 11
Coding region: 194-1495 (433 amino acids)
Cellular component (GO): nuclear pore
Source: RefSeq, a predicted model, not a curated record